ACGUGAAAUUUCAGUAGACGAAACGUUUGAGCACAUUCAUAGACAGAGCACAAGCAAAUACUUCGAACUUGAUUUCAAAUUCUUAUGCCACAUAUUUCUAUUGAAAAGCAAACAAAAUGACGGAGCUACCGCCGGAAAUACGCAUUACGCGUAUCACAAAUACAUAUCUGCAGGAUACGUUGGAUGAGAUCGAAGCCGAGGAUAAGAAGCCCAAAGGGCCAACCAAAGCUGAAAAGAAGCUGGCGCGCAAAGAAGCCGUGCGAAAGCGCAAAAUGGAAGAGCAAAAGUUGGUCUUACGCCAUGGGCUGCAAAUGGAGCUGGAGAUAGGCAAGCGCAUGGAUUUGCGCGGCAUGGAGGAAUGGAAUGCCAUAGCUCAGGAAAUUAAGUUGAUAGACCUGCGCACUGAGUUGAUACAGUGGGGCGAGAGCGCCCAGCGCAUCAUAGAGAGCAAGAAUGAUCACAUCAACAUGCUGAUGGCGGAUCUGACGCAUACGAACGAGCAGCAUGCGCGCAACUAUAGCCGCACCGUGGAGCUGAUCGAUCACAUCGGCGAAUGCUAUCAGGCCAUGCUCGAGGGCUGCAAGAACAUGUACGAGCAGCAGGCCGAGGCGUUGCUCAAGGAGUUCUACGACGAGGUGCAUCUGCGCACCGAGGAGGUGGCGGCCAUGCAAACGAACAGCGAGAACAUCAUCCAUGCCUCGAAUCUCUUCACGCGCGACCAGCUCAAGGAGGACUAUCAGAUCUACCAGGAGCAGCGCGACGACUAUGUGAACAAAAACAUCGAGCGUCGCUUCGACAUACGCGAUCAGGUGGUCCGCAAAAUGAGCCACAUGCAGCGCCAGCUGAACGAGUUCGUCGACGUACUGCAAAACACCGAUCUGGAUGUGCACAAAUACGAGCGCAUUCGAAUGCUGACUGAGCGCCAGCAGCUGUUUGUGGAGGACACCAAGAAGCUGAACCAGGACGAGGUCAAGCACAUCGGCAUGUUGAACGAGAUACAGCAGGAGAUGCUGCGCGUCGAGACGGAGAACAAUGCGACGAUCAACGAUCUGCGCCUGGAGUUCGAAUACUUCACGAAUGUGCGCAAGAAAAUCGAGGAUCGCAUGCACGCCGAUCGCAUAACGACGCACGAGAAGCUGCGCAUACUCAGCACCGAGUGCUAUGAGUUGACCAAGAAAUUCGAGAAGAUCGUGAAGAGCGGAGAGCUGCUGCUCGCUCUCUCCAUCACCUGUCGCAAGCUGCAAACGGAGUCCGAGAAAAUCAUUGUGGGCGGCGAGGUAAUCGACCCCAUCGAUGUGGGCGACGUGACCGACGAGUUCACGCUGCAAACGCUUGACAUUACGAAGCAUGUGGACCUGACCGAGGCCGAUCUGGUCAUGCUGAAUAAGAGCCUGAAGAACUUCUGGCGCCAGCAGGCCAUGGCCCAGGCACAGAACAUGCUGCUCUUGGAGGAGAAGCGCAAGCUGACCGCAGAGAAUGACAGUUACAUCAACUUCAUCAAGUCCAUGAGCAAGACUGACAAUGCCGAGGAGCUGCGCUCCGCCAUGCUCGUUAGUCCCUGCAUCAAGAAGGUGCCGCUGCUCUUCGACACCCAAUGCCGCUUCCACAAGCUGCGCAUUAAGCGGGAGUCGCCCACAGCCGGCCGAGAUUCCCAGCGGAGUGCAGUGAACUCCAUCAAAUACAUCCUGUAUGGCAGCAGGUGCAGUCUGCAUGACGGAAACAAGUUAAUGUAGACAUAUAUAGCUGAAAGAUAUAUCUAAGAAAAUCUGAGCAAAUUGUAUAGUGUUUAGCAUAGGCAGUUUCAUGUAGACAAGUGAAAUACGAGUGGAAACUUAACUGAGGUAGCAGAGCUUAUUAGAUUUAGUUUUGUAUUGUGAUGAAGCUAACGAUUUGCUUCACGAUCAAUUCAUUUAGUGAAAUAUGAGUGGAAAUUAAGUUUAUUAUUAGUUUAUAUAUGUGAAAUUGGAAUUCACUUGUAUGAGUGAAUAUAUAUAGAUAUAGUGAGCAUAUUAUGAAAAUUUAGUAUAAGCAGAUAAUUUAUUAGCUUGUUCCGUUUUAUAUAGAGGCAGAUAUAUAGCAUAUGAUCAAUUCACUUGAAUAAGUGAAUGUUUGUAUAGUGAAACAAGAGUGGAAAUUCAGUUAAAGCUAAAAUAACUUCAUAACAUAUGUUUACAACAUAACUGUUAAUUAUUUAUCAAUUCACUCAUUCAAGUGAAUAUGUAGCUGGGUGAAAUAAGAGUGGGAAUCUAGUAUAGGCAGCUUAUAUAUAAAUUUUUAGUUUAAUGUCUGGGCUAUGUGUCUAUAGAAUGUUAGGUGUAUCUCAAUGUGAAUAAUCAUCAAUUCACCUAUUCAGGUGGAUUUAAGUAAAGUGAAAGCCAAGUAAAACUUAGUGUUACAUUAGCUUUUUCAGGCUGUAUGUUUAUAUAAUGUCAGGUAUAUAUCAUUAGUAGGAAAAAUCAAUAAUUCACUCAUUCAAGUGAAUAUUCAGUUAGUGAAAUAAGAGCGGAAAUUCAGUU
Molecule: messenger RNA, 2516 nt
Organism: Drosophila hydei
Lineage: Eukaryota; Metazoa; Arthropoda; Insecta; Diptera; Drosophilidae
Exons: 3
Coding region: 117-1733 (538 amino acids)
Biological process (GO): regulation of cilium movement; cilium-dependent cell motility; axonemal dynein complex assembly
Cellular component (GO): axonemal dynein complex; axoneme
Source: RefSeq, a predicted model, not a curated record